Molecule: messenger RNA, 1104 nt
Organism: Lithohypha guttulata
Lineage: Eukaryota; Fungi; Ascomycota; Eurotiomycetes; Chaetothyriales; Trichomeriaceae
Gene: rrp4
Product: Exosome complex component rrp4
Exons: 1
Coding region: 1-1104 (367 amino acids)
Biological process (GO): U4 snRNA 3'-end processing; exonucleolytic trimming to generate mature 3'-end of 5.8S rRNA from tricistronic rRNA transcript (SSU-rRNA, 5.8S rRNA, LSU-rRNA); poly(A)-dependent snoRNA 3'-end processing
Cellular component (GO): nuclear exosome (RNase complex); cytoplasmic exosome (RNase complex)
Molecular function (GO): RNA binding
Source: RefSeq, a predicted model, not a curated record
AUGGUUCUCAUUAUUCUUCCGCCGCUUGCUGAGAGCGAUACAAUUCCCCAAAAUAUAUACAAUGGCUCAUCCUCCGACGACUCUGACUCAGGUGGCAUGGACAUCGACUCUGACAACCUAGAAAAUCGACCACGAAAGCGCGUCCGACUAGGCAAGCACUCCAUGACCAAGGGCUCAAUCGUAGUCCCAGGCGAACCAGUGACCGACGAAACACAAUGGAUGAGAGGUCACGGCACAACUACGCUCCUCAGCCCUUCGUCAACCCUCAUAACCGCGACCCUCGCCGGCCCAAUAACACCAACCAACAAACUCCUCUCUGUCCUCCCGAUUCGCGCUCGCUAUAACCCCGAGGUCGGCGACUUGGUCAUCAGCCGCAUUGUGUCUGUUGAGAAAUCACAGUGGCGCGUCGAUGUUUCUGCACCUCUACUGGCGAAGUUGAGCAUGAGUAGCAUAAACUUACCAGGUGGAACGUUGAGGCGGCGGACGGCGAACGAUGAAUUACAGAUGAGACGGUAUUUUCAGGAGGGGGAUCUUCUCGUCGCAGAGGUUCAGAGCAUCAGUAGUGGAGAUGGGAGCGCGACGUUACAUGCGAGAAGUUUGAGGUAUGGAAAGCUACGGAAUGGGACGUUUCUUGCUGUUUCGGGGACUGGUGGGGGUGGGGGAAUUGUGAGGAGUAGGAGGCAGCAAUUUACUCUUGACACGAGUUCGGGAGCACAGGGUGGUGGAGAGGUGGAUGUUAUUCUUGGGGUGAAUGGGUAUGUUUGGCUGAGCAAGCAUAUUGAGGAGAGGAGUGGUAGUAAAGCUGGUGGUGUGGAUUUGGGGAUCAGUAACCUUGAUGAAGCGGUUAGUGCUGAGGCGUAUAGUUCUCAGAACGAUAUGAUUGAGGAAGGCACGAGGAGGGAGAUUUCGAGAUUAUGUGAGGUUAUUAAGUGUCUGGCAGAGGGCGCCAUAAGAGUCGACGAAGAGAGUGUUAGAAGAGGCUAUGAGGUAGCUGUGGAUUUGGCGCUGAGCCGAGAAGGUGGGGGGAGCCUAGAAGCAGCUGGACGGGAGUUGCUAGAAGCAGAGUCUAGAAGGCGAAUUGUGGAUGGGGUGGUAGCAGGGUGA